Blepharisma stoltei is the source of this 231-nucleotide messenger RNA. The record is from the annotation of a GenBank genome assembly. NCBI's taxonomy places the organism in Eukaryota, Ciliophora, Heterotrichea, Heterotrichida, Blepharismidae.
AUGCCCAUUGCUUUUCAAAUUCUAGUACCCACGACUCUGAAAAGGAUCGGUGGUCUAACUCCUGAGGAGAGAAAAUUGAAAAUUCGAAAAUUCCAAGAGAAGAAGAAAAGGAGACAUUGGGGCAAAAGAGUGAGCUACAAUUGCAGAAAACAAGUUGCAGAUAAGAGAUUAAGAGUUAAAGGACGGUUUAUAGCGAACACUCAAGCUAUGCCGAUGAAUAGCAGCGACUAG